UGCGGAGUAAAUCUCUAAAACAGGAUGGAAGUGUCUGUAAUCCUUCCUGUGGAAGCGGAGGGAUUUGUUCAGAGUCUGAAAACUUUCUCUCUUAAAGAAGUGGGAUCGACAAGGUGGUUCAAACAGCACGAGUACAUCGAGAAACUUAACAUGCAGGCGAUACUGAAUGCUUCUGCCACGCAUGAUGAGUUUGUUAAAGAGUUCUUAGUGUCACAUGGAAAGGUACCUGUUCUGAUCCAUGAGAUGAUCCUUGUUGAAGUGUGGAAACACAAAAUCUUCCCCAUCUUAUGUCAGCUGCAAGACUUUAAUCCCAAGAACACAUUUCAGCUUUACAUGGUGAUCCGCCAUGAAGCCACAAUCAUUAAUCUGCUUGAAACAAUCAUGUUUCAUAAGGAUUCCUGUGAGGCAGCUGAUGAUGCUGUUCUUGACUUGGUGGAUUACUGCCACCGCAAACUCACCCUUCUUGUCAGCAAAGCCACAAGGGAAGGCAUUGCAACUCACGGGCAAGAAAAGCUGUCAGGGAGCACAGCUGUGUCCACCAAAAAGGAGUUACAGUCACAGAGCGCUGAAAUGGAGUUUGAAAUCUCCCUGAAGGCCAUCUCUGUGCUGCGCUACAUCACAGAUCACACUGACAGUAUCAGUGUUAUCACCCGCAUGCUGUGCACCCACAACAUGCCGUGCGUAUUGGUUCAACUGAUUGACGCCUGUCCUUGGAGUCGCCGUAAAGAAGGUGUGGUGGAGAAGUAUAUAAAUGGAAAAUGGCAGAAGAUUCCUCCUGAGAAUCACUUAAUGAUGACAAAACUUGAUGGUCAAGUCUGGAUUUCACUUUACAAUCUGUUGCUGAAAGAAGACUGCCAAAGGAAGUAUGACUUCAACAACUUUAACAAAAGCCAGCUUCUAAAGCUACGAGGUUUUCUGACUGAGGUGUUGGUUGAUCAGCUGCCGAACCUGGUGCAGCUGCAGCGUUACCUGGCUCAUCUUGCUGUUACAGACCCCGACCCGCCAAAAAAAGAGCUAAUUUUAGAACAAAUCCCAGAGAUGUGGAAUAGCAUUGUCAGAGAGAAUUCUGGGAAGUGGAAAGCAAUAGCAAAGCAUCAAGUCAAGGAAACAUUCAACCCAUCUGAAAGUGACCUGAGGUUACAGGCACAGAGAUUGGCCCAGACGUACAACUUAGAUGUGAUGGAGAGUUUACUACCUGAGAAACCGAAGUGUGCAUCCUGUGGGAAAGAGGCUACCAAGAGGUGCUCAAGAUGUCAGGGAGAGUGGUACUGUCAAAGAGAAUGUCAGGUAAAGCACUGGCCAAAGCACAAGACAGUCUGUCAGCUGAUGGCUAAAGCCACAGAGAUGAUUCAGAAGGACCUACAGAUCAACAACUGAGAAAGACAGCCAGGACAUGGACAGACAACACAUCUGCUUAUGUAGUUUACAUUUAGACUCCACCUCAUGAAAUAGAACAACUUCUUUCGUUUUAAACAGGAAAACUUAGUUUCCUGUUUCAGUGUUAGG
Molecule: messenger RNA, 1506 nt
Organism: Cheilinus undulatus (humphead wrasse)
Lineage: Eukaryota; Metazoa; Chordata; Actinopteri; Labriformes; Labridae
Gene: zmynd10
Product: zinc finger, MYND-type containing 10
Exons: 12
Coding region: 25-1377 (450 amino acids)
Biological process (GO): outer dynein arm assembly; motile cilium assembly; inner dynein arm assembly
Cellular component (GO): centriolar satellite; cytoplasm
Source: RefSeq, a predicted model, not a curated record